AUGACGAGGAUGAUCUUCUCUGCCCUAUGGUUUCUUAUUGGAACGCGAGCUGAUAGAAAUAGAUUCAAUACUUCCUUGACCAAUAGGAGAGGGAGAAUAUUGGCCUGCAUUUGUAUGGAUAUUGACCUCGCUAAACCUUUGGUUGCCAAACUUCUGGUGAAUGGAAAUGUUCAGCCCGUUGAAUAUGAGGAUUCCACAGGUUUUGAUUCAACUGCGGAAAAAUUGCCACUCCUCAACCCUGGACGUGCUGGAGCUGGAGGUCUUAUUCGGGAUCACAAAAGUGCACCUGGCUUGUGGGUUUCUCUUGCCAAUUGGCUAUGCCACGAAAAGUCAGGCCGAGUUUACAGGGCUUGUGCAGCUUCAUUCAUUAGAGUUUCAUCCCCAAGGCACGCUUAUAGCAGGUGUAUGUGUAAUUCCGGUAGGUUUUGCAACGAUACUCAUGAGAUUAAUCAUGUGCUCCAUUUUGUUGCUAAGCUUGGCAAGCCGAGGAGGCUGAUCGUGUUCUCGGUUACAACAGCUCCUCCCGGCAUUGACUGCAAUGUUCUUCACAUAGAUUUCGUGUUGCCCGUUUCAGGCUUUUGA
Messenger RNA from Dovyalis caffra, 582 nucleotides. The record is from the annotation of a GenBank genome assembly. Lineage: Eukaryota; Viridiplantae; Streptophyta; Magnoliopsida; Malpighiales; Salicaceae.